AUGACUACUAUUGACACUGUUGACACAUCUGUGUUAUUUGAAAAGGCGCUGCAUGCAUGGACAACUCUAGAUCUACCUCGGUUACAACGUGAACUGGAUGAUAAGGUUGUUGAUAUCAGAGAGUCGCAGAACGAGUCGCUGCUAGACCGGAAGAAGUUGGCGACAAAGACAAAGGAGUUCAAAAAGCUGGAAGAUGAGGAAAAAAUAGGAGAGAUCAAUCCAUUAUUGAAGUUGUACCAGAAUCAAAUCGAUUCUUUGAACAAGAAGAACAAGAAUGUUGAGUCUUUGCUAUUCAAAAUAUACAAGUUGAUUGCCGAUGCGCCGGAUCCUAAGACAUUACUCAAGAUUGGCAUGAAUUCGAUCGUUGAGGCGCAGAAGAUGGACGACAUCAUCAGAGAGAAGCAAUUGUUGGAGGAGAAGUUAAUGAAGUAUGCGGACUAUGAUCAGAUAAAGACCCAGCUAUUUAACUCGCAGAAGAAGAUGGACGAUUUAAUGGAAUUGCAACUAAAGGCAAAGGAUAACGAGUGGAGCUCCAUAUUAGACGAGAAGGAGAAAAAUUGGAAUAAAAAUGAAUUUGAGCUAAAUGAGAAACUGGAGAAACUCAACACCAAAAUUGUCGAGUUGGAGACAAAUGAGAAGAUGUUGAAACUGAAACUCAAGAAACGGUCCAAUGUCUUUGAAGAUGAGGACGAUGAAGACGAUCGGAGAGAAGAGGAGCCAGAAGAUGAAAGAGAGGAAGAGGAGAUAUACGAGAAAGAGAGGAAUGCUGGUGGCGAAAUAGGAGGUAAAAGUGGAGUCAACAAGGACAUCAAACAUGGCAAGUCCAUCUCUAAGCUGCAAGAUGUAAGUUCCAAAAUGAGUGACUUGGAGAACUCUAAGAAACGUAUCAAAGCUUUAGAAGCGAGAAACGAAGAAUUAAGACGUGAAUUAAGCACAAGCAAUUCUAAAAUUGAAAUUGAAAUUGAAAAGGCAAAGCAAGAACAACAGCAGACAAUUUCUAAUUUAGAAAGUGAAAAUGUGCUACUUAUUGCAAAACUUGAAAACGAACGUCAGAUCAGCUCCAAAUUAAGAGAAGAUAUAUCCAAAGUAAAGGCCGAGUUUGAUCAUGAAACCAAUCUCUUGAAUGACCAAAUUGAUGAAUUGAAACAAUUUAAGGAUAAGUCCUUUGAUUACGAUGAAAUUAAAAAGGAAUUGGAACUUCUGAAGCAGAUUCAAUUUGAUGACAGUACGGAAGAAACAAGCUCGAUAGAUAAGAUAGAGUCAGCUAUAGUUCAAAGAAAUAAAAAGCUGAACGCUCAAAUUGUCGAGCUCAAACAACAGAAUGAGAAAUCAAUCCAUCAAGUCGAUUCACUCAAUGAGAAAAUUAAGGAGUUUGAAGCAACCAUUGAGCAAUUAAAAGAUGCCAACCAAAGAUUGGAGAAUGAUUUAAUAGAUUUUGAUCAUUCCACAAGCCACAAUGAUGAUAAAUGGGAUACAAUGUCCAUGAUUUCAUCAGUAGCUGGUCAUACAAAUGGUAGAGUCUCUCCUUCUGGUUCGAUUACUGGCACUAUAGUAAAUACUUCGUCGAAUGACUCUACGUUAUUGCCAAUUAUAACUCAACAAAGAGAUAGGUUUCGUAACAGAAACAAAGAGUUGGAGGACGAAAACAAGAAACAUUUUAAUAAAAUCAUUGAGUUAAAGAGAGAAAUCAACACCUUAAAAAAUGACAAUCGACAAUUGUAUGAGAAGAUACGAUUUCUACAAUUCCAUCAAUCAAAGACAAAUAUGGAACAAAACCAUGGUAUAGACAUUGAAAAUAAGUACAAGUCGGAUUACGAGCAUGAACUACAUCCAAUUGAGCAGUUCAGAUUGAUGGAAACCAGGAGAAUCAAUUCCAAAAUCACUCCAUGGGAUAGAAUAUUUAUCCAAGUGACCCGGACCAUUUUAAGCACACCGUAUACGAGAUGGCUCUUUGUGGCUUAUUGUUGUGGACUCCACUUGCUUGUUAUGGUAAUGUCUUUGACUCUGAUGAGUGGGCCUUCAAAUAUAGUGGAGGUUUCUUCAAGCCCACUAACGGCAGACCUUUCUGGGAACUUAGACCAUGACAUGAAAAUAUUGUAA
Messenger RNA from Pichia kudriavzevii, 2100 nucleotides. RefSeq lists its product as uncharacterized. Gene Ontology annotation, biological process: intra-Golgi vesicle-mediated transport. Lineage: Eukaryota; Fungi; Ascomycota; Pichiomycetes; Pichiales; Pichiaceae. Bases 1 to 2100 code for a protein of 699 amino acids. The transcript has a single exon. The record is from RefSeq and is a predicted model, not a curated record. Gene Ontology annotation, cellular component: Golgi membrane.